ACAGUCAAGCAGAUUAUUUCAACGGGAUCCCGCCACAGACUGGUAAUCAUUUACUAACUACGGAAUGAACGGUAACUACGGGUCGACCGACGGCUGAAAUCAAUCAGCACAAACCCGGAUUAAUAACGCGCAAAGAAAAAGAAGCAGCAGCAAACUUCAUCCAUAGGGUGUGCUGAUUUGUCUUCUGGAGGGGCAACAGAAGGCUACAUAAAAUGACCCAAUCUGUGCACAUAACCUCCAAAGUGCCAAAUCUGAGUGCCCCUUUUCAUUGCUCUGCUGAGGAAGAAUCAGACCAAAGUGGUGCUUAUUCUGUACAGACACCCUACGGAUUCGAGCUGGACCUUGAUUUCCUCAAGUAUGUUGAGGAAAUAGAGAGUGGGCACAGCAUUCGUAGGGCUAAUGUGCACCCUCGGAGAGGAUCUAGGAGUGACAGGCGAAAUUUGAGUACUGGGGGUCGAACCAGCGGCUGGACCUCCACCGAGUCCCUUUCCUCAACAACUAGUGAGAAUGGUCAGACUAACCAACCUUUUCUCCAGAGCCCAAUCACACCACCUUAUAAAUCACAGCCACUUUCCCCAUUACCAGUGAUCAGUCCCAGUUUACCUACUUUCUCAAAAGUGCCACCACCACCUCCACCACGUAACCCUAGGGUGGAAAGAACACUUCUUGAAACUAGCCUCCGGCUCCAACAAGAGCAAAGUCAGUUUUCCAAUGGAUUAGGCUCCAAUUUGGCUGACCUUUCCAAAGUGAGUUCCAAAACCAAUGUAUCUAAUAGGGACUUCUCUGUAGGUUCUUCACAGCCAUCAGAAGCCCCAUUGCUACCGAUGUCACAUGUUAUGCAGAACCCCCUUUCUGGGGCAUGGACCAGAGCAAGUCCUCAGACUUCCGGAUGGAGCACUCCAGCCUCAAACUCAGGAACAAUGCCUCCUGGGCAGCUUCAGACAGUUCGAGAACAGAUGGCUGCUGCCCUUAGACAGCUGAGAGAGAUGGAAGAAAGAGUAAAAGGAGUACCAGUCCUGGAAAGAGAAGUUGCCAUGCUCCGUGCAGAAAAAGAAAGGCUAUCUGUGGAGCUUCAAAAUAAAACAAAGGAACUUGAAGCAGCAAUCAAACUGCAAGUACCCACUGAGGCAGUAGAGGAACAAGACAAAGAGCAAAUCAAGAAAAUACCAACCUUUGUUUUAGAAACAAAAUCCAUAGCAGUAGGUAAUGAUGUACCUCUUGAGAAUGUGAUAGUCUCUAAUCGUCAAACGCUCAAGGAUGCUGCCGUUGGAUCAAUCAUCGAUGUUUGUCACGCAGCUGUUGAAACUGAGGCUAAUGCCAUGUGUGAUGAGGGAAUUCAGACCACGGUGGAUACAGAAGAUGUGUCAGUCUGGGUCAUUGAGUCAUUUCUAGGGCUACAAAGCGAGGCGGAACGAGAAAUUGACAACCUACAACACACCAUCACGUUUCAACAGGAGUCAAUUCAGGUUCUCGAGACACGAUUAACUCAGGUCAACCAAGAUCUCGAAACUUUAAGGGCUCAGGAAAUUGAGAGAACCUCCAAGAUCAUGUUGGACAAAGAGACGACAGCUAAACCAGAGACAGUCAGCAUCCGACUGGAAACAUGUCCUGAAGUUUGUUCAGUGGGAGUGUUGUUUCCUGAUGUGACUGACCCUGAGUAUGAUUUAAAAAAGGACCAAAGUAUUCAAACAGAUCCUGAGGAAACUUCUAAGGAACAACCUGUGGAGCUAAUAAGCACUGGUGUCCAGUGGGAAUGUCUUGAUGACACUGAGCCACAAGACAGCGAGGAACAGACAACGUCUGCUGAGACUGCAGGCCCUCUGAAAUCUAUCAUGAAGAGGAAGGAUGGGAGUGGUGCUGGUGCAGCUUCCAGCAGCGGCAAAAAAAGCUUACAAUUUGUCGGGAUUCUAAAUGGAGGGUAUGAGUCGACGUCUAGUGAAGAGGAAGAGGAGGAGGAAGAGAGUUCCUCUGAUGGCAGCGAGGCUGGUGCUUGUUCAGACAGCAGUGUGGAAGAAGCAGCAGCUCUAGAGGACACGUCUGAUGAAGAGAUGAAUAUAAAUGCGGAUGAAAGUGAUAGCGAUGAAAACAUGCCAGCAGGGACUGAAGAGUUAAAGGAUCAGGCAGAGGAAGUGAAGGAAAAGUUUGAACUUAGCUCCAAAAUGCGUGAGGCUUGCCUUAUUUUGAAGAACCAUCUUAACGACGGAGAAAAGGCUGUAAAGAGUAAAGAAGUGUUGUCCAGCACUCAUAGCGUUCAGCUGGAGUGGUUUCGAGUAUCCAGUGCAAAGAUGGCCCAGCCAUUACGUGUGUCAAAUUACCUGAUGGCGUUCUCCGAGGUCUCCCCCGUCCUGCUGGAGCACAUUGUCAACAUGACCGACGGCAACGGCAACACUGCUUUACACUACAGCGUCUCCCAUUCCAACUUCGCUGUUGUGGACCUACUGCUUGACACAGGCAUGUGCAAUGUUAAUCAGCAGAAUAAAGCCGGAUAUACAGCUGUGAUGCUGGCCGCUCUUUCAGCAGUGAAGGAGGAGGAUGAAAUGGCCGUGGUCCAGAAACUCUUCCGUCUGGGAAACGUCAAUGCCAAAGCCAGCCAAGCAGGACAGACUGCUUUGAUGCUGGCCGUCAGUCAUGGGCGUCAGGAGAUGGUGCGAGCGCUGCUAGAUUGUGGCGCUAAUGUGAACAUCCAAGACGAUGAGGGCUCCACCGCUCUAAUGUGCGCAAGCGAACACGGUCGAGCUGAGAUCGUCUCCUUACUGCUGGAACAGCCGGGGUGUGACAUUUCAAUCGUCGACAAUGAUGGCAGUAAUGCUCUGUCCAUUGCUCUGGAAGCGUCCCACAAUGACAUCGCUGUUUUACUGUACGCCCACAUGAACUACUCAAAAACACAGGCGGAUGCAUCACCUAAAGCAAACUCCCGGAGCCCAUCCAGCCCUAGAAAAACAUGGCCCUCGGAGUAAAAAAAGGGCAUAUCACGAGCAAAAAUGGAUAUAAAACGAACUAACUAGCUUUACUGGAAGAUUAACAAAGCCUAUGUUACAAGUCAUAUAUACUGUAUUACUGAAUAUUCAUUUUUACGCACAUAUUUAAUUAACUAUGCUGCAGCAUAACUAUGUAAAAUACUAUGUAUACACGUUAAUGUUUACUUUUUAAUCUCCAAAAGGUGUAUUUACUAUGGUAAAUGUAUUAUACCGUGAUAUCAGUGUUUGAAAUAAGGUGUUUGGGAUAAAUCACAACAUAGCUGAGAUGUCAUGUUGAUUACAGGGUUCACAGACUUAACCUUUGUUUUGAUUAGCGGUUUAGCUGCGAUGUUUUGCUUGGCUUAGACAAACCCAUCAUUAAAAAGGGUUCAGACAUAUUGCUGAAGAUUAAAGGAAUGCUUGACUUUUUAA
Messenger RNA from Danio rerio (zebrafish), 3389 nucleotides. RefSeq names its product KN motif and ankyrin repeat domains 3 (gene kank3). Gene Ontology annotation, biological process: negative regulation of actin filament polymerization. Lineage: Eukaryota; Metazoa; Chordata; Actinopteri; Cypriniformes; Danionidae. The record is from RefSeq and is marked provisional.